This is a messenger RNA of Pristis pectinata (smalltooth sawfish), 1585 nucleotides long. Its product is annotated as guanylate-binding protein 2-like. Lineage: Eukaryota; Metazoa; Chordata; Chondrichthyes; Rhinopristiformes; Pristidae. The record is from RefSeq and is a predicted model, not a curated record. Bases 134 to 1585 code for a protein of 483 amino acids. The transcript is spliced from 10 exons. Gene Ontology annotation, molecular function: GTP binding; GTPase activity.
UGGCACUGUUAAUGGUGGUGCAGUAUGCGAAAAUCACUGUAUCGUGUGGAUUGACCCUCUGGAUACGCUGACUCCUCAGACGUUUCGGGAAAGGACUGUCAGUUGCCAGUGACCGGGGACCAACGGACUGAAGAUGGAGGAGCCCGUGGUGUUGGUUUAUAACACGGGUGGGAAGCUGCACGUCAACCCGGAGGCCCUGAGGUUGCUCCAGUCCGUCGUGGAUCCGCUGGUUGUGGUGGCCGUGGCUGGUACUUAUCGUACAGGGAAGUCCUACCUCCUGAACCGCCUCGUGGGAGUCAAGAAGGGAUUCUCACUGGGAUCAACCGUCCAGUCUCACACCAAAGGAAUCUGGGUGUGGUGCCGACCCCUCCCUCAGAGACCGGGGCAACGCCUCCUGCUGUUGGACACGGAGGGUCUGGGAGAUGCCAAGAAGGGAGACAAAGACAAUGAUAAUUACAUCUUUUCACUGGCCAUUCUCUUGAGCAGCAUCUUUAUUUACAACGGUCGGGGAAAUAUAGACCAGAAAUCCAUGGCGGACUUAUAUUUUGUGACUGAACUGUCCAAACGGAUCCAGGUGAGGUCCCAGCACAAUGUCAGUGACAGUCGGGACUUUGUCCGUUUCUUCCCCGAAUUUGUGUUGCUGAUCCGUGAUCUGAGCCUGGAGCUGGAGGUCGAAGGGGACGAGGUGUCUGCGGAUGAUUACCUGGAGCACUGUCUCCGUCUGAGGGAGGGUGAUGAGCAGAACCGGGAAUACAACAACCUCCGCAGGGGUAUCCGGGAUCAUUUCCCCACGCGUCGCUGCUUUGCAUUUCCCUUUCCGGCUCAAUGGAAGAAACCUAAUGACCUUCAGGAUAUGGAGGACGAGGAUCUGGAUGAGGAGUUUGUCGAGGAGCUCCAGAGACUCCACCAAUACGUUCACACCCACAAGAAAGUCAAGAGGGUUCUCGGGGGUCACCCGGUCACGGGCAGGAGAUUUGCUGAACUGACCCAGACCUAUGUGGACAUGAUGGCGGACGGGGCCCUACCGUGUGUGGAGAGGAGUGUCGCGAGAUUGAUGGAGGUGGAGAACAAGGCAGCAUUGGAUGAAGCCCUGGCCUUUUACACACAGAAAAUGAGCCAAUUCUCCCAUCGUGGCCCUGAGGCUUUCAGCAAACUCCUCAAGGAUUCUCAUGAGAACUUCAGGGAAGCACUGAAAAUCUUCAUGAAAUAUUCUAUGUACGAGCCCAGUGAAAAACACAUCCAAGAGCUGGAGGAGGCCAUGAGUUCCCAUUACAAUUCUCUCAUGGGCAAGAUCGAGGCUGAGUCACGAGAGCGAUGUGAGAAAUAUCUCUCCGAAGCGAUGGGAUCUAUUCCGGAAAAUCUGGCUUCUGGACACUACCUGGCAGCUGGUGGGUACCAGGAGCUGGAUUCUGUGCUCAGUGAGGCUGUCAAGAAGUAUAGAGCUGCAACAAAGGAUGAAGUGCGGGGGAGUGACGUGCUCUCCUGCUUCCUGGAAGAAAAGAAACCUCUUCUCGACCAGGUACAGAAGGCGGACAGGAAACUGACGGAGGAAACGCACGGUAAGAAAAUAAACAAGUGGCUGUAA